AUGUUAUAUCUUGUAGGGUUAGGGUUAUCAUAUACCACCGAUAUCACCGUUAGGGGAUUGGAAAUAGUGAAGAAAUGUAAAAGAGUAUAUUUAGAAGCUUAUACAUCGAUAUUAAUGCAAGCUGACAAAGAAGCAUUAGAAGAAUUUUAUGGCCGUGAAGUUAUUUUAGCUGAUAGGGAAUUAGUUGAAGGUGGUAGUGAUGAGAUCUUAGCUGGAGGAGAAACCGAUGAUAUUGCCUUUUUGGUUGUUGGAGAUCCUUUUGGUGCCACCACUCAUAGUGAUUUGGUUAUUAGAGCUAGAGAAUUAGGUAUCAAAAUGGAAACCAUCCAUAAUGCUUCAGUUAUGAAUGCUGUUGGAGCUUGUGGUUUACAAUUAUAUCAAUUUGGUCAAACCAUUUCUUUAGUUUUCUUCACUGAUUCCUGGAAACCAGAUUCAUUUUAUGAUAAAAUCAUGGAAAAUAGAAAAAUCGGUUUACAUACUUUAAUCUUAUUAGAUAUAAAAGUUAAAGAACAAAGUAUUGAAAAUAUGGCUAGAGGUAGAUUAAUUUAUGAACCUCCAAGAUAUAUGAACAUUGAAACUGCUUGUUCUCAAUUGAUCGAAAUCGAAGAAAUAAGAAAUGAACAAGCUUAUACUGAAAAUACUCCUUGUGUAGCUGUUUCCCGAUUAGGAAGUCCAGGGCAAACUUUUAAAGCUGGAAGUUUAAAACAAUUGACCCAAUAUGAAAGUGGUGAACCUUUACAUUCAUUGAUUAUGUUAGGUAGACAAGUUCAUGAUUUAGAAUUAGAAUAUUUAUAUGAAUUCGUUGAUAAUAAGGAAGAAUUCAAGAGAUUAGUUGAAGCCGAUCAAGAAUUUUUCAAACCUCCAGCUUGGGUCCCACCAGAAGAAAAUGAUUCCGAUUAG
Yamadazyma jaroonii is the source of this 900-nucleotide messenger RNA. The record is from the annotation of a GenBank genome assembly. NCBI's taxonomy places the organism in Eukaryota, Fungi, Ascomycota, Pichiomycetes, Serinales, Debaryomycetaceae.